AUGGCUGUCUGCAUCCUCUAUGACAUGCUUGUGGGAAAAGAAAUCUGCAACGUCUGGGAGGCCAUGCUCAGCAAGCUGUUGCUCAGCGAAGCCCAUGUCUACUACAAGGACAUCUGUACUGACUGCCACAUCAAGGCUCUGUUUGGGAAAGUGGACAGCGCCUACAAUAUCCAGCAGCCUCCCAACCAAACUAGCCAGCUACAGCCGCUCUCCUGA
This is a messenger RNA of Acanthamoeba castellanii str. Neff, 216 nucleotides long. RefSeq lists its product as uncharacterized. The record is from RefSeq and is a predicted model, not a curated record. The coding region runs from base 1 to 216 and encodes 71 amino acids. The transcript is spliced from 2 exons. Lineage: Eukaryota; Discosea; Longamoebia; Acanthamoebidae.